AAUGAUUAACUGUAUAAUCAAAGUGGCAUUAUUUGUGGCUUGCGUGCUGUCUGUCCGCUGCAAAGAAGCGGCGCCGGGAUCCUUGAACCCUUUGCCGGGAAUGGAGACGCAAACCGUAGCUCAGGAAACUUGCUCUUCGUGUGGCAUCGGCCAGCCCGAAGAAUCGGGACAGGUGGACAUUGACUUUCUGGAGGCGGUGAAAAGGCAUAUCUUGAGCAGGUUACAGAUGAGGGUAAGACCCAACAUCACCCAUCCUAUCCCGAAGGCGGCGAUGGUGACUGCGCUUCGGAAACUCCAUGCGGGUAAAGUGCGCGAGGAUGGGAGAGUUGAAAUCCCGAAUCUGGACGGACACGCGACCAGCAAUGCCAACGAGGUGCUGGAGGAAAGCUCGGAGAUAAUCAGUUUCGCAGAGACAGAUGAGCUGGUAUCAUCCAAAUCCAGCCUGUUCUUCCUGAUAUCCAACGAGGGAAACCAGCACCUGUACGUGACCCAGGCCACCCUCUGGCUGUAUUUAAGGCUGCUUCCUAACACCCUGGACAAGGGCCAGCGGAGGAAGGUCACGGUCAAGGUGUACUACCAGGAGCCUGGUCUGGGCAGCAAGUGGAACCUGGUGGAAAAGCGUGUCGAGCUGAAGAGGAGCGGCUGGCACACCUUCCCCCUGACCAACGCUAUCCAGAUGGUGUUCGAGAAGGGCGGCCGGCGGCAGAACCUGGACGUGCGCUGUGAGGGCUGCGAGGACCUGGCGGUCUUACCGAUCCUCGUGAACCAGAACGACGAGUCCCACAGGCCGUUUCUAGUCGUACAGGCCCGGCAAGCGGACAACAAGCACCGCAUCAGGAAGAGGGGGCUGGAGUGUGACGGGAGCAGUAGCCUGUGCUGCAGACAGCAGUUCUACAUAGACUUCCGCCUCAUCGGCUGGAACGACUGGAUCAUCGCGCCGUCGGGGUACUUUGGGAACUACUGUGAGGGCAACUGUCCACCGUACAUGGCGGGAGUGCCAGGAUCGGCGUCGUCCUUCCACACCGCAGUGGUCAAUCAGUAUCGGAUGAGAGGCAUGAGCCCCGGCUCCAUGAACUCCUGUUGCAUCCCCACCAAGCUCAGCACCAUGUCAAUGCUCUACUUCGACGAUGAAUACAACAUCGUCAAGAGAGACGUACCCAAUAUGAUCGUGGAGGAGUGUGGAUGUGCUUGAGUUGAGACUGCAUGUGCUUCAAGUGGACUUUUAUGAACAUUUGUAAACAAGAAGAGGAUAUUCCAAAAUGAAUUAUACAAAUCAAAGUGAUAUUUAUGGACAAUUAUAAGGCAUACACACAUACACACACAGCUUCAUUCAUUCACACAUAUCCUACACACUCAUUCUCACAUAUGCCUGAACAAACACUUGUAUAUAUAUUUAUGUUUGUUAAUAAUAUUCUCUGAUAGAAGCCUUUUUUCUUUUGCCAACAUAUGAACAUAUGAUCCAAUCCCAUUUUUUGUGAACACGUGUUUGCAAAUUCACGUCGGUGUCAUUAUCAGAGGGAUUGGAACUAAAUGGUACUUAUCGCAUCAUAUAUUUUCCAAGAUUGCCAUUUCUAUUCUGAAAAUGGAGAGUUCUAUUUCGAUACUCUGACGAAGGUGGAAAAGAGCCUGAGAUUAUGAAGGAGGUGCACUUGCUGAUAGACAAUUCCAAACCACGCCUCUUUCCAGAAAGUAUGACUGCAAAAUGAAAGUGAAAGCCCUGACAACUCACCUCUUGUACAACUUCAGCACUUAUAACAAGAAAUACAUCUUGUUGAUGUGUCACAAGAUUCCAUUUUAUAUAAAAAAACUUUUUCAUUUUACGGCCAGCAUCCGGAAAUCAAAAUGGCUUCCAUGUCAGAAGAGUGAGCAGAACAUAAAAAUACAUUCCAACACACCAUGCAAAUGCUGAAGCUGUCAUCAAAACCUGGGAGUUUAGGCUGUGAUAUGAAACAGUGACAAUGGGGAAGAAACAUUGACCUUCCCGUUACUUCCUUCUGAAUCCUUUCUUCUUUCGUUCACUCUUUUAACGGGAUGAGUCACAUCUCUUCAACAGCUGAAGCACAACCUCUCAUUUCAGUCAGCCAAUCAAAAGCGAAGAGUUGCCAUAUUGUUUGGCUAAAGUCCUGGUGCAGCAUAGCACUUCCUAAUGCACAUUAAAUAGCACUUGCAGAUUGAAAUGCCUUUAAAGAGUACAAUGUGGUACACCGACCGUUGCUCACAAUCCUUUUAAAUAUAAGUGCCGCAUGAGCUAUGCAAUGUAUAGUAUUGACCCACAGACACCAGACAAACUGAACUUUUAGUUACAGUCAUUAACUAUUACCAGUACUUGAAAUGUAAUCUUUUGCCUCCUCUUCAAAGUGAAUGAUAGUUACAAUAUUUGCACUGAAAAGUUGCGUGAUUAGUUAAAAAAGAAAGAAACUGCCAUUGGAAAAAAACAUUUUUUUAUAGAAAGCAAAUUGAGUUCUGUUCAAAUGUAUUAUACCUAAUCAUGGAACCAAAGAGGCCAAGAUUUUUUUUGUUGCUAUUAUAAGAGGCCAUGGUAAUAUUUUGUAAAAUACUUUGUGACCAGUUAAGAGGCCCAAACACUGCAUCAGGGUACAAUAUUAUGGAUUCCAUUUUCAGUUCAACAUCUUUUUUUCUACUUUGUAUAGACAAAUAUUUUUUCAUCGACUUAAAUACUCUUCGGUUUUCUAGUUCAGCUCUUGUUCCAGAAUCAUUUAGAAAAAACACGUCAUCUCUGUACAGCUGAUGUAAGAUAU
Messenger RNA from Salvelinus namaycush (lake trout), 2759 nucleotides. RefSeq names its product inhibin beta B chain-like. Lineage: Eukaryota; Metazoa; Chordata; Actinopteri; Salmoniformes; Salmonidae. Gene Ontology annotation, biological process: BMP signaling pathway; SMAD protein signal transduction. Gene Ontology annotation, molecular function: growth factor activity; cytokine activity. The record is from RefSeq and is a predicted model, not a curated record. Gene Ontology annotation, cellular component: extracellular region. The coding region runs from base 2 to 1192 and encodes 396 amino acids. The transcript is spliced from 2 exons.